Manihot esculenta (cassava) is the source of this 1063-nucleotide messenger RNA. Its product is annotated as 50S ribosomal protein L11, chloroplastic. Gene Ontology annotation, molecular function: large ribosomal subunit rRNA binding; structural constituent of ribosome. The record is from RefSeq and is a predicted model, not a curated record. The transcript is spliced from 4 exons. Gene Ontology annotation, biological process: translation. NCBI's taxonomy places the organism in Eukaryota, Viridiplantae, Streptophyta, Magnoliopsida, Malpighiales, Euphorbiaceae. The coding region runs from base 130 to 831 and encodes 233 amino acids. Gene Ontology annotation, cellular component: large ribosomal subunit; ribosome.
UUCUUCAAAUCCGAAACCCAACCCCACAAAAAUCAGAGAUGAACUAUGAGACAGAACCCCUGGGAGGAUUUUAUCCCAAUCUUCAAUUCUGUUCUCCUCUGCUCACGCUUCUAACCUUUCUCUCCGACAAUGGCUUCCUCUUCUCUUUCCGCCUGUUGUCAUCUUAGCUCUUCUUUUUCGAAGAUUAAUUCUAAUGAUGGUAGUAGUAAUGUCAACGUUAAGCUGUUCUCUUCUCUUUUGGCUUCUCCUAUUAGCUUGUCUUCAAAUCCCAAACUUUCUCUGCAAUUCUUUCAUAACAAAUAUUCCCCACUUCUUUCCUUAACUCCCCGGCGUCUCUCAGUCAUUGCAAUGGCUCCCCCUAAGCCUGCUGGAAAGGCCAAGAAAGUUGUUGGGUUGAUAAAGCUGGCUCUAGAGGCGGGGAAGGCAACUCCUGCUCCUCCUGUUGGUCCAGCGCUUGGUGCUAAGGGUGUGAACAUUAUGGCUUUUUGUAAAGAUUACAAUGCCAAAACUGCUGAUAAAGCUGGUUACGUCAUUCCUGUUGAAAUUACUGUCUAUGAUGAUAGAAGCUUCACUUUCAUUUUGAAAACACCACCUGCCUCAGUUCUGCUGCUUAAGGCUGCAGGCGUGGAGAAAGGUUCUAAAGACCCAAAGAUAGAGAAAGUGGGUAAGAUCACAAUUGAGCAAUGUCGUGCGAUAGCUGCUGAAAAGUUACCAGACUUGAAUUGCACCACAAUUGAAUCAGCAAUGAGAAUUAUAGCAGGUACUGCAGCUAACAUGGGGAUUGAUGUUGAUCCGCCCGUUCUAGAACCCAAAAAGAAGGAAGUCUUGUGAUCCUGUUAAUUCUUUGUUGUUUUGAUAUUAUCAUGCUGUACGUAGAAUAUCAUUCAUUGCAAGACAGGUUUUGAUGCUCAUGGCCUCCGUUACUGUCCUUUUCUUGAGCUUUUAGAUCUAAAAAGCCUGACUUGUGACUAGAGCUUUAUUUGGGGGAAAAGAAAAACAAAAGCAGCACAAAGAAGGUGAAACAUUCAUCUCUAUAUCAUAACGAUCACAAGUGAGUUUAAUA